CCCCGAGUCUCGUCGCCAUCCGCUCCGCGCCCCCCCCCCCGCUUCCCUCCGCCCCUCUGUCUCCCGCCGCGCCUCCGCCAUUUUGUGGCCGAGCAUUGCCCACCGAAGACCGACGCCGCGGCGGAGCCUUCCGCCUUUCCCCCGCCCUCUCGCGCUCCCACUAUAGCGGCGCCUCGGUCCGGCCCGCGCAGCCAUGUCCUCCGGCGCCAGCCCCGAGUACGCCUCCUUCUUCGCCGUGAUGGGCGCUUCGGCCGCCAUGGUCUUUAGCGCCUUGGGAGCUGCAUAUGGAACAGCAAAGAGUGGCACAGGUAUUGCAGCCAUGUCUGUCAUGAGGCCUGAGCUGAUCAUGAAGUCCAUCAUCCCUGUGGUCAUGGCGGGUAUUAUAGCAAUCUAUGGCCUCGUAGUGGCAGUGCUCAUUGCCAAUGCCCUCUCACCUGAAAUCACGCUAUUCAAGAGCUUCCUUCAGCUGGGUGCUGGCUUGAGCGUGGGUCUCAGUGGUCUGGCUGCAGGCUUUGCCAUCGGCAUUGUGGGCGAUGCAGGUGUCCGGGGCACAGCACAGCAGCCCAGGUUAUUUGUGGGGAUGAUCCUCAUUUUGAUCUUCGCUGAAGUCUUGGGUCUCUAUGGCCUCAUUGUUGCCCUUAUCCUCUCCACGAAGUAAAUGUUGCGGUAUGAUGUAAAGAGAUGUAACAAAUCUACAUUUAACAAAAACAAAAGCUCCAGAAUGAAAAUGGUUUCUCCAAUGUGUACAGUUGUCCCAAUUUGGUAGUUGAUCUCUUGUAAAUGCGCAAUAUGUUAGUGACUCGUCUGUCCUGUGUGUACUUCAAUAUUAACUUGGAUGGGCUGCUCCAAGCCUGCUGCAUGGCUUGGGGUGGCCUGUGUGCAAUUUUCCACCCAUUGCUGUUAGUAUUUUAUGUAUAAAUAUGAACUAGAAAUGUAAUUUUUUUCUCUUCACUGGAUGUUUAUUUAUAAAAGACUUGACAUGUUCAUACAUCUAUGGAGCAAGGAUUUUCAAUUUCCCAUGCUAUAUAUAUUAAUCUUAUAUAUAGGUAGAUUACACUGUGGGGUCAAUUGUAAGUGCAGAGAAUUCCUUGGAUGUAAUUUUGAUUCUAAAGAUUGCUGUAGUGUCCUGGUAUUGGAGUAUGAGAAUUUUGUGUUCUAUUACAGCAAUUGUUCGAAACACUCCUGUGUUUCAAUAGUAACUGCAUAUGCUCCGGCAUCAGUUGUGCACCCAGUGUUGGGUUACAAACUCUACCAUGUUUCCAAAUAAAAUUUCCUCACUACAUUGC
This is a messenger RNA of Cinclus cinclus, 1286 nucleotides long. It is a transcript of the gene ATP6V0C, whose product is annotated as ATPase H+ transporting V0 subunit c. Gene Ontology annotation, biological process: proton transmembrane transport. The transcript is spliced from 3 exons. The coding region runs from base 194 to 658 and encodes 154 amino acids. The record is from RefSeq and is a predicted model, not a curated record. Gene Ontology annotation, cellular component: proton-transporting V-type ATPase, V0 domain. Gene Ontology annotation, molecular function: proton-transporting ATPase activity, rotational mechanism. NCBI's taxonomy places the organism in Eukaryota, Metazoa, Chordata, Aves, Passeriformes, Cinclidae.